CCAGGGGCGGACUGACCAUUUGGAAACUCUGGCACUGCCCGAGGGCCCGGGGUCAGUAGGGGGCCCCAUGAGAUGCCCCUGGUACCUUUUUCAUAGGCUUUUUUGAGUUUGGGCAAGGACACAGGGGCCCCAUGAUCCCCCUAUUGCCCGGGGCCCCAUGAGUUGUCAGUUUGCCCCUGUACAUGAUCCAGCUCUUCUGGUGCCACUCAUCAAUGCCCAUCAGUGCCACCUAUCAGUGCCCAUCAGUGCCACCUAUCAGUGCCCA
Messenger RNA from Staurois parvus, 265 nucleotides. The record is from the annotation of a GenBank genome assembly. Lineage: Eukaryota; Metazoa; Chordata; Amphibia; Anura; Ranidae.